AUUCACUUGUCACACCAAGUCUUUUUACCUUGAGUCAGUUCGUCAGUAUUUGCACGUUGAGUAGCGUACAGCUAAGGGCGUAAAACGGUGAAGAAGUUUUGUAAGAGUGUUUAGAGUUGAGGUCUACUUUAAGCCGUAAUAGCUCUUACAAGUGGUGAGCCCGACAUGAUUCAUCGUUUGCCUCCAUUUUAGCUUGACGUGAUUUUAGUCCUUUUUCAUAUUGACCACCUUUUUCUGUAUGUAUUUUUCACAUAGAGUUACUAAUUUUUAUUCGUUUUUUUCGCACGUGUUUUUGUCGUAUUACCCCGUUAGUAUAUCCUUCUGUCCGCAAAAUGACUGACAACAGUGCUUCGCAAAUGGCUAUAACCUUGCAACUCCCCACUUUUUAGACACAUCGUCCUGUUGCUUGGUUCAACCAUGUAGAAGCUUUGUUCACUCUCAAACAUAUACACUCACAGGAAACGAAAGUAAACUGGGUAAUUGUGAGUCUCCCUGAAAAUGUCAUGGAAGAAGUUUCCGACGUCCUCAUGGAUUCGUCCCUUGACUUGUAUAAACUUGUAUAACGGCGGCCUGCUUAAAUCUUGGGCUACCAAAAUUUCCAUCCUACAUAUUGCAUCUAUUUCCUCGGAUUUAUUUUGUUUUAGUUAUUCAAUUAUGUAUCCAAGUCGCAUUACUUACUCUCGCGAUUAUUUAAUAUGUCUUCAACCCGUUGAUUUACGAGUAUAUAAUAACCUUAAGAAAAAGCAUCAUGGAGGUUGGCAGAGAUCAUUAAAGUGUACUCCAAUGCAUCAGAUGACUGUUCCUGUGAUUAUGAGCACAAAUUGCAGGUCAUUAUCGAACAAGAUUAACUACUUGCAUUCUCUAUUAUACUCAAAUGUAUAUUGUAAUACUGGUGUAAUCACUCUUCAAGAGACUUGGCUCCAUGAUUCAUAUGACGAUAAUUUAGUCUCCUUAAGUGGUUUCACAAUCUACAGACAAGACCGAUGCAGCUCAAAGAAGAAGAGAGGUGGUGGUGUUGCCACUUUUAUUAAUUCUCAGUGGUCUACUGCCAACAACAUCUGCUUCAAAUUCUCAAAUGACAAUAUUGACUGUAUAACUGUUAAAUGUCGACCUAAACACUUAUCUAAGUAUAGCUUCAUUUUUGUCACAAAUAUCUAUAUCACACCUUGUUGCAGUCCCUCAGAACUAUCUAUCUUCGCUGAUGAAUUCACUAUUUUUGCUGCUGCUUCGUUUGGUAACUCCUUAUCUAUAGUGACCGGCGACUUCAACUCCAGCGACUGCAGUUUUAUUACAUUGCUGGGCCAUGAAAAUGUUGUUAACUUCCCAACUCGACAAAAUACUUCACUUGAUUUAGUAUUCAUAAAUGAUUCUGGAAUAUACGAAGCUCGUAAAAGAGCCCCACUCUUCAAUUCUGAUCAUUGUAUUGUACGAGUCUUACCCAAAAUUUACGGAAAGUUACACAGUAAAGCCCUCUCAAACUUGUCUAAGAAAGUUGUUCACAGAUGCUACUCAAAUGAGAACGUACAUCAUCUUAGAAACAUGCUCAGUGACACAAGAUGGGAUUUGUUUAAUGAUGAUUCACUUGAUGACAAUAUCUCUAAUAUUACAUCCUAUCUGAAAUUCUGUUUUGAAAUCUGCUGUCCAAAAGAAACACUAUUCGUCAAAUUUGACCGUUUCGCCUCGCCUCAACUUAAAAAACUUCGUAGAGAGAAGGAAAAACUGUAUAAGAUGAAAGAUAAAAGUGGUGUAAAAAGAAUUAACUUCUUAAUUAAGUCUGAAAUGCAGAGGUUGAAUGUAAUAUAUAACCAGAAAUUCAUAUCCUGCAAAAAUCCUUCUAAUAUGUGGAAACUAUUUAAGGAAAUCACCGGUGGUAAGCAGAUAAACAUUAUUCCAUAUUCUUUUGAUGUAUGUACUCUUAACAAAUCUUUUAUUUACUCUCCCUCAAAUGCCAUGCUUCCCAGCAUCACUUGUGUUAAUAAUAACCCCUUUCCAGGUUUUAACACAAAUGAUGUUCAAAAGUGCCUCAAGUCUCUAAACCCUUCCCAGAGCUUAGGUCCCGAUUAUGUACCUAGUAUUAUCUUUAAAAAAUGUUCUGAUAUUCUGUGUCACCCUCUCACCGAUCUAUUUAACAAAUCUUUUUCCGAUAAUAUUGUGCCUGCCGUUUGGAAGGACAUUAAAGUUGUACCCAUACCUAAAUCAUCCACUGGAGCAUGUCUCAAAUUUAGAGCCAUUGCUAUUACCUCUCCUUUUUUGAAAACUAUGGAGAAAUUACUUUUACUUAGUCUUGUACCUUCGCUUAAAUCCUUUAAUGACCCUAAACAAUUUGCCUAUAAGCACAGUAGAAGCACUUUAGAUGCAGCUGCCGUCUUAUAUCAUAACAUUGCUUCCAGUCUAGACAAGGGGGCUAAAUUUGUUCGUUGCGCCUUCCUAGACUAUACAUCUGCUUUCGACUCGGUCCCUAGGGACAUCUUAUUAAAUAAACUUGCUGCUAGUCAAACAGAAUGUUGGGCUGUUAACUGGUUACAUUCCUAUUUCUCAGAUAGAAAGCAGUACACCGUAUAUAAAGGGAAGACUUCCACUUCAUUGCCUACUGAAGCUGGUGUCCCUCAAGGUGCUGUUCUUUCUCCUUUUCUUUUUUCUUUCUUCUUGCAUGACUUGCCUCACUCUGAUGAAAUAAACUUUGUGAAGUACACUGAUGAUUUAACGGUUUCAAUGGCUGUUAACUCCCAGCUAGAUUGUACUAAAAUAAAUAGCUUUCUAUCGGAAGUCAGCAAAUGGUCUGAGUCUAACGGUCUUAAACUGAAUCCUUCUAAGAUUAAAACUGUUGAUUUCAGCUUAAGAUGUAAACGACAGUUAAAAGAAAUCAUCGAUUCUCAUGACAGUUGUAAAAUUGACGACAAUGAUAUAGGAAUCAAAUCAGAAAUUAAGUAUCUUGGACUCAUUCUCUCUUCUGAUCUCUCCUGGUCUUCCCAUGUCUUAGCAAUCUCCAGUAAAAUAUUCCGCCUGACAUUUUACAUCAAGAAGUUAAGACACUCGGGUAUAACUCAACCAAACCCUCCUCUUACAGUUCAUAAACUCUUGCAUCCUACCUAUUCUUCUUUAUUGCUCACCCUUAUUCUUUCCUGGUUUGCUUAAAUAGGUCUAUGUCAAAAUUCGUAGAAUACUGAAGACGGUCAGGAGGGUGAGUGGUGUCCCAGUGGACCACAUAGUUAACGUCGUUGUCGAUAGGCACUUGUCUUCAUGCAAUAAAUUUGCUAGAGGGAUUUUAUGUGACUUGGAGCAUCCGCUUUACCCUCACUCAGCUUUCACCUUGCAUCUCCUCAGGUAGAACAAGAAGUAACUUCAGAAAACUGUAUGCUCGCACGUCUAAGUAUAAGAAGUCUAUGAUACCAUACUUGGCAUGUAUUUUAUGUGAUGAAAAUAGUGUCAGGCAAGAAUUAACUAACCUGUUUUCAUCUAACAAAUAAACAAUUUCCUCCAUCCAUCCUUAUAUACCUUCAAGUUUUACUUUUAUUACUUCUAUUAUAUUUAUGGUCCUGCUACUUCUCUGUUUUACUCUCAUAAUUGCAAACACCAACUUAUCUCCAUGACGGCAGUAAUCUUUGUUUUCCCCUCACAAUAUCAUGUAAAGAGAACAUUAUAUUCAAUGUUUUUAAACAUGUUAGGAUUUCUAUACCACAUUGCCAAUACUGUGUGACACAAGCCAACGGCAAUUUUCACCUGUAUUCUUAUUAUUAUUACCCUAACUGUUAUCAUCAUUAUUGCUAUUUCCAUUUUAUAUGCUGAAUGUUUUUAUAAUAAUAAUAUAUAUUUUCAUUUUUUAAAUGAGGGACGCCAGUUUACAGGCAUCAUCA
Messenger RNA from Trichobilharzia regenti, 3854 nucleotides. NCBI's taxonomy places the organism in Eukaryota, Metazoa, Platyhelminthes, Trematoda, Strigeidida, Schistosomatidae. The record is from the annotation of a GenBank genome assembly.